UGAUAAGGUAUUUGACACCGGUGUGUGCGCUGGUGUUUUUGAAGCAUGAAAACCGACUCCGGGGACCUACCUGACACGGCCGGUUGCAGCGUGGACCAACAGACAGGAUGAUCCCAGUGGGAGAAUUCCGAAACAUCGGCAUAGAACAGAACUCCAAGUACCGGGUGCUCAAACCGUGGUGGGAUGUUUUCUCCGAGUACCUGUGUGUUGCCAUGCUCAUGAUUGGAGUCUUUGGGUGCACCCUUCAGCUCACUCAAGAUAAGAUCGCCUGCCUGCCAAGUCCCUUCACCAGUCCAACGCCCAGUGCCAUUGACUGCAGCCACAUCCGUAACUACGGCGAGAACGAGACAUGGGCGAGUUUGAAACCCACCAAUCCUGUCAUACGAGAGGUCCUUGGGCGCAAAAAUAACCUGGACAUCCACCAGUACGUCUUCAUCAACCACUAUUGCUACGAGAAGUUUGUGCACUGGUAUGCCAAGUACUUCCCGUACCUGGUGGUCAUCCACACGAUGAUGUUCAUGGUAGCCAGCAGCUUUUGGUUCAAGUUCCCGGGGACGUCCUCCAAACUUGACCUCUUUGUCACCAUCCUGGGAAAAUGCUUCGACUCCCCAUGGACCACCAGGGCUUUGAGUGAGGUUUGUGAGGAACGGAGCGAGGAGAAACUGGUCAGUUUGAGGAGGAGCACUAUGUCCAAAGAUCCACCGGAGAGACGCGCGGACGAGGAAGAGACGCUGCUCCAACGGGUUGGUUCUUCCAAGUCUAAUCCGGAUAAGAAAAGUCCAGAGUCUCAGUCUGCGCUAUCUGUGCUGGAUAAGAAGGGGGGCGAGGAGGCCAAGGCUCUCUUUGAGAAGGUGAAGAAGUUCAGAACUCACGUCGAGGAGGCAGACAUUCUGUACAUCAUGUAUGUCCUGCAAACAUCACUCAAGGUCUUCAAGUUCCUUUUGAUCAUCAUCUACACGGCGGCGCUGUCUCCAAACAUCGAGAUCGUGGUACGCUGCCUGGUUCCGCCUGAGCUGACAGGCUUUGACAUUUAUUGCUGUAACCACAACAAAGCUCAUCUGUUCUCCAAGCUAGCAUAUUGCUACAUCUCCUUUGUGGGGGUCUACGGAAUUUUGUGUAUCUACACCCUCUACUGGCAGUUCCAUCGCCCCCUCAGGGUGUAUUCCUUCGAGCACGUCAGGCUGGAGACGGGCAUCAACGACAUUCCCGACGUGAAGAAUGACUUUGCCUUCCUGCUUCACCUGGUGGACCAAUACGAUGACCUUUACGCUAAAAGAUUCGCUUUCUUUCUGUCCGAGGUCAGCGAGAGCCGUCUUCAUCAGCUCAACCUUAACAACGAGUGGACCGCCAAAAAGCUGCGUGCCCGCCUGGCCAAGAACGCCAGCGACCAGCAGGAGCUGCACUUGUUCAUGUUGCCGGGGCUUCCCGACACGGUCUACGAGCUCGCCGAAAUGCAGUCGCUCAAAUUGGAGCAAGUUAAAAACGUCUUCAUCUCGCCCAGUGUGGCCAAGCUGGACAAUCUUCAGGAGUUGUGGCUGGUCUACUGCCAGGCGAAGCUCCAGCUGCCCGCCUUGAACCAUCUCAAAGAACAACUAAAGGUCCUCCGGCUGUGGUUUGAAGGUGUAGACCAGGUGCCCGAGUGGACGUACCACCUGCAACGACUAGAGGAGUUACACCUGAAUGGCCCGUUAGCCACCUUGGACUCGCUUCGAGAGCUUACCGCCCUGAGGGUUCUCACCAUGCGCUCCAACCUGACAAAGAUCCCAGCCAGCAUCUGCGACGUCCCGCUGCAGCGUUUGAGCAUCUACAAUGAAGGCAGCAAGAUCCAGGCCUUCAGCAGCCUGAAGAAGCUCACCAACCUGGUGUCGCUGGAGCUGGUGGGCUGCGAGCUGGAGCGAAUCCCAAGCGCCGUCUUCAGUCUGAGCAACCUGCAGGAGUUGGACCUGAAAGAAAACAAGCUGACCACCGUGGAGGAGAUUCUGAGUCUACAGCACUGCCAGCGACUGGUGAAGCUGCGGCUGUGGCACAACAAAAUCACCUACGUCCCGGAUCACAUCAGCAAGCUCCACGCCCUGGAGACUCUGGACAUCAGCUGGAAUAAGCUCCGAAAGCUCCCCAGCCGCUUGUUCUACUGCACCAAGCUCAGGCACCUGGAUGUCUCCCAUAACCAGAUCACCUCCAUCCCGCCUGAGGUGGGCAUCCUGCAGGGCCUCCAGUUCUUCUCUGCCGCGUUCAACUCGUUAGAGACGUUACCUGACGAACUGUUCUCCUGUAAACGACUAAAUACUCUGGCUCUUGGGAACAACUGCUUGUUCUAUCUGAGCUCCAGGGUCGCCAAUCUGACCCAAUUGGUCCGACUGGAGGUUAAAGGGAACCGCCUGGACGCUCUGCCUGCGGAGGUGGCAGACUGUCCCAUGCUGACCUCCAAUGGGAUCAUAGCAGAGGACAGCCUGCUGGAGAUGUUGCCAUCAGAGAUGCGCAGCAGGUCGAGUACCGGCUGAGCUGAAGUCUUACUUCACUUUGCGUGUCGGAUUUAACACCUAGACCAGAUUUUUUUUGGACUUGUUCUUAUUUGCUACUAGUCAUGAAAGUGGAACACAAUUCAUUCCAAGUUUUUAUCGGAAAUAAUACACAUAAAAUACUGUAAUUGGGUCACUUGGACCAUGAAAACCUAAAAGGGAAAGGAUGAACUGAAAAUAUUUUUUUUGCAUAAGUACCGUUUUCUAUUUUCUAUUCAUAUAUUGAUUAUUUUGUAUGGAAGUCUUUUUAUAGUACCCUGUUGACAAAGGACGACAUAUCUUUGCAAGCUAGCACCCGCUACCACUUAACCUAUGCCUUACAUUCAUUCAUUCAUUUUCUACCGCUUAUCCUCACAAGGGUCGCAGGGGUGCUGGAGCCUAUCCCAGCUGUCUUCGGGCGAGAGGCGGGGUACACCCUGGACUGGUCGCCAGCCAAUCACAGGGCACAUAUAGACAAACAACCAUUCAUACUCACAUUCAUACCUAUGGACAAUUUGGAGUCAGCAAUUAACCUACAUGUUUUUGGAAUGUGGGAGGAAACCGGAGAACUCCACACAGAGAUGGGCCGAGGGUGGAAUGGAACCCUAGUCUGCCAGCUGUGAGGUCUGCGUGCUAACCACUCGACCACCGUGCAGCCUCUAUGCCUUACAAUCUUCCAAAUUUGAUAAUUUCGCUCAAAUAUGACGUUUUGUCUCUCCAAAUCUUGUAUCCGUACGUGUGUGUCAACAUAAAAUGAGCGGUAGAGUUUGAGCUUGUAAUCAAUGAAGUAUGCUAAGGAAGUUAGCAUUUCUUCUUUGUUACAAUAUGAGCAUCUCAUUUUUGGAGUUUGAAUGCAGCGUUUAUAGUUGGUCGUUCCAACUCUUUGGAUGGAAAAGGUUUUCCCACAGUGUCGCAUUGCUGCCUUUCAGUUCCCAAACAAGUGGAGGUUGACAGUGAAGGGAGCUUUUUUUGUAGCGGAGUAAAAGAUGUCCUUUGUUGAUAGGCUCAGUCCAACUGAGAAGACUGAUUCACACACACACACACACACACACACACACACACGUAAGUAGAAAUAAGUUGUGAUAUACUUUUUCGAACCCCUUAAUGAACGAACAAGAAGGAUUCUUUGUUCUGUCUUUUACUACCUCGCUAUUUAAAUGUUUAAAAGACGGGUGUUGACUCAAACAUGGUCACGGUUGUUACAGAUUGGAUUAUUUUUCAGAGGAACAUUUAGCAAUAAAAAUGCUGACUGCUCGUUGCUUCCUGCUAUUUCUGAUCAUGUCCUCCUCUCAAACAUGGACUCUGGGUUGUUGGGGUUUUUUUUUUAUGUUUCACACCCAGCUGCAGCACAGUCAUGUAGUAACUUGUUCAACCAUGUCAGCUGACAGACAUACCUUUACACCAUUACAGUACGGCAACACACCUUCACUGCUUCUAAUGCUGUACACACACAUGUCCUUUUUAUGUUAUAUUUGGUCUACUCAUAAAGGGAUAACAUUGAGAAUGCUGCAAAAUACAACACUUCAAAGAAAGCUGAUGUAAAUUACAUACAGUGUUGCUGCUACUGGAACCUUCAUUUCCCUGAGUCAUCACUCAAAUUCUAUCUAAUCUAAUCUAAUCUAAUCUUCAGCGAUACAAACUACCACCACCAAUCUUCCUCAUCGUCUUCAGCUCCCACAAUACAAACAUCAAAAAGACACCAAGGUGUGUCCUCCCAUGACUCCAACUCCCAUCCACCCUCUUUACCAACAUGCCAAACUAAGCCACCUUGUUUAGCUAGGGUGUAUUUACACGCCCUUCAAGACACGCCCCCAUUCACCAGUCAGGGAAGUCCUGCAGUGCUACCUGGUGGCAGGGAAGCACUUUCACCACAAGCCAAAUGCAUCAUUUGAUAACUGUAUUAACAUAAACAAGUCACAUUUGUUGUGAAUGUGUUCAAAAAACAAAAAAAAACCACCACCCAUUAGUUGGGAAAAUAGAGUUUCAUAUUCUGACAAUACAAUUACCAAUGAAAGUCUACAGCACCUCCUGGAGAGUAGCAGCAGCAUGUUGUAGUCAAAAAAAUUAAAUGUAGAAAUGUUUAUAACAUAUAACUGAUAUAUAACAUAACGCUGAUAUGCAGGCUGUUUUAAUAUUUUUGUUUGUCGAAUACCCCCCACCCCCCAUUUCAUGAUUUUAUUUAAAGAAAAGAACCUGUACUGUUCUCAGGUACCACUAGAUGGAGCCAGCGUACCAACAGUGCUAAAUACAUUUACCAAAUAACAAAACAACAGCCCACAUCUCAGCUUGGAUUCUCAGAUUUUAACUACAUUUAUUAUUCAUUCAUUCAUUCAUUCAUUUUCUACCGCUUUUCCUUUUGGAAUGUGGGAGGAAACCGGAGUACCCGGAGAAAACCCACGCAUGCACGGGGAGAACAUGCAAACUCCACACAGAGAUGCCCGAGGGUGGAAUUGAACACUGGUCUCCUAGCUGUGAGGUCUGUGCGCUAACCCCUAGACCACCGUGCCGCCCACAUUUAUUAUUCCUGCAGCUAAAUCACCAUUUUGAGGGCAUCAACAUACUUGAAAACUUACCAAAUAUUGGUGAAAAUAGUCCACAUUCAUUACGGGUUUCAGCCAUAUGACCUCAAGGCAGUUUGCGUCACUUCCGGUGAGAAGAUGGUGGAAAGCAUCAUGUAGAUCACAUACACACUCAAGACAUUCAUUCAUUCAUUUUCUACUGCUUAUCCU
Doryrhamphus excisus (bluestripe pipefish) is the source of this 5227-nucleotide messenger RNA. Its product is annotated as volume-regulated anion channel subunit LRRC8C. Gene Ontology annotation, molecular function: protein binding. NCBI's taxonomy places the organism in Eukaryota, Metazoa, Chordata, Actinopteri, Syngnathiformes, Syngnathidae. The record is from RefSeq and is a predicted model, not a curated record.